Messenger RNA from Scheffersomyces amazonensis, 750 nucleotides. RefSeq names its product mitochondrial 37S ribosomal protein uS13m. Gene Ontology annotation, cellular component: small ribosomal subunit; mitochondrion; ribosome. Gene Ontology annotation, molecular function: structural constituent of ribosome; RNA binding. Gene Ontology annotation, biological process: translation. NCBI's taxonomy places the organism in Eukaryota, Fungi, Ascomycota, Pichiomycetes, Serinales, Debaryomycetaceae. The coding region runs from base 117 to 485 and encodes 122 amino acids. The transcript is spliced from 2 exons. The record is from RefSeq and is a predicted model, not a curated record.
AUUUGAGGUAACAUGUAAAAUAUCUGACAUAGAAAAUUUCGAUCAAAAAAAUUUCAAUUACCAAUAAAUAGUUGUUAAAUAACCAAUCAACGUAAUAUUCAUUAAAUUAUAUAACCAUGGGUGUUCACGUCUUUGGUAAAUCAGUAAAGCAUAAUUCGCUUGUUCGUAUAGGAUUAGCUAAAGUUAUCUUUGGGCUUGGAUAUAAACAAGCAGAAAUGUUAUGUGCUAAAGUUGGUAUAUAUCCUCAAAUGAGAAUGAACCAAUUAAAAGAACCACAAAUUAUGGAUUUAAAUAGAGAACUUUCUCAAAUGCUUGUUGAAGGACAAUUAAAACAAAAAGUUAAUAAUGAUAUUAAAUUGAAAAGAGAUAUUGGUUCUUAUGCUGGUACUAGACAUACUCUUGGUUUACCAGUACAUGGUCAAAAUACUAGAAAUAAUGCUCAUACUGCCAAGAAGUUGAACAAGCUCGAAAGAUUCCGUAUUUAAGAGUUACUUCUAUUGCUAACAUUUCCGUUCACAUUGUAUCAUAGAUUCAGCCUCAACAAAAUCAGUGCAUAUUAAGUUUUCCAAUUCUCUUUGGAUGUUAUUCUUAGUUCAAAGGCGAGACCAUUAGAACUAUGUCUUUCUUGUAUAUAGAGCUAACUUUAGUUUAAACGAAUAAAUAUUAAUGACAUUAGAUCUGUAUGCGUGCCUUUGCAACAUGGCUCAAUUGCUAGUAAUAUAUUCCUCUUAAAGUUUUCGAACUAUGAAU